Molecule: messenger RNA, 1564 nt
Organism: Solanum verrucosum
Lineage: Eukaryota; Viridiplantae; Streptophyta; Magnoliopsida; Solanales; Solanaceae
Product: tRNA threonylcarbamoyladenosine dehydratase
Exons: 11
Coding region: 151-1527 (458 amino acids)
Biological process (GO): cyclic threonylcarbamoyladenosine biosynthetic process
Cellular component (GO): plastid
Molecular function (GO): ubiquitin-like modifier activating enzyme activity; tRNA threonylcarbamoyladenosine dehydratase activity
Source: RefSeq, a predicted model, not a curated record
UUUAUUCAGGGCCCAAUUGGGCUUUGUCGGUCAUCUCUGGCUCCCUUAUCUAUCCAAAAUCCAAUCCACAUGCUUCUCUUCUUCACUGGUUUAACCUAAAUUUGUGGCCACCAGUAGAGUGAAGGUGGCUGCUGGGGUACGGGAACGAAGAUGGAAGAGAAAGUCAAGAUUUUAGCAUUCAUCGGAGCUGGAGCUCUAUUGGGUUCUGCUGCUACACUUGCUAUCUCAAAGCUUCUUUCCGAUCCACUGCCAAUAAACAACCAAUGUGUUGGCAAAGUGUAUACAAGUGAGGCAGUAAAAUCAAAUGGGCUUCCUGGAUCCAAAUGUAAUGGACUGGCUACUCCAAACCCGUUGACUGAUGAAGUAGUUUCUGAACAACUGACCAGGAAUAUACAGUUCUUUGGCCUUGAAGCCCAACAGAAAGUGACUGCAUCAUAUGUUGUGGUAAUUGGUCUUGGAGGAGUUGGAAGUCAUGCUGCAUCCAUGCUUCUGAGGUCAGGAGUUGGUAGGCUACUCCUUGUGGAUUUCGAUCAGGUGUCGGUCUCCUCAUUAAAUAGACAUGCUGUUGCCACAAGAGAAGAUGUUGGUACCUCAAAAGCCUUGUGCCUCAAGAAGCACUUCCAAUCAAUUUUCCCAGAGUGCCAUAUAGAUGCUAAAGUUAUCUUAUAUGAUUCAUCGUCUGAAGAAGAAAUUCUGUCUGGCCACCCUGAUUUUGUCCUUGAUUGCAUUGAUAAUAUCGACACAAAGGUGGCACUUCUCGCUGCAUGUGUUCGAAGAGGUUUGAAAGUUUUAUCUGCAACUGGAGCUGGCGCAAGGGCUGAUCCAACAAGAAUUCGCGUGGCUGACUUAAGAGAGUCUACCAAUGAUCCUCUAUCUCGAGCGGUAAGACAUCGUUUGAGAAAAGAUCAUGGUAUUGAUGGUGGCAUUCCUGUGGUAUUUUCUCUUGAGAAACCAAAGGCAAAGUUGCUUCCCUUUAAAGGGCCAAGCGGAGAAGAAGAAAAUCCAUCAGAUUAUCAAAUAGUGCCUGGAUUUAGGGUCCGCAUCAUUCCAGUUCUGGGGACUAUACCUGCAAUUUUUGGGCAAGUCAUGGCUUCCUAUGUUGCGACUCAACUUGCUGGAUUGCAAGUCCAUAUGGAACCAGUGGUGAAUUUUGAUACGGAUCACUACGAAAUCCUCCAUCAACGCCUUAUUGAGCAUGAAGAGUUGCUAUAUGGUACAUCCAUGCAAGUGGAGGUAGAUGUUGAAGAAGUUGUGUACAUUGCCAAAGAGUUGUGGCAUGGGAGAAGUGCAAGGGACCUAUCCAUUAAAGAUGUAGGGCGAGCAAUGUGGCGUUCAGUGAAUGAGUUGAUGCUUGUGAGGUGGGAUAAAACAAAGUCGGCCUCAGUUUCAAAUCUAAUCCUGCUAAGAUUCAAGGAGGCCGACGAACACGAGUCAAGGUCACUGGAAGAUAUAAAGGAAGAAGAACCAGAUUUUUUUGUUAGGGUGACAACUGUGCUGAAGCGAGCAGAACGGGAGUUUGGCUUUUAAGAGGCACACGUAUCCCACCAGCUAUAUGAGCAGUCUG